Thermochaetoides thermophila DSM 1495 is the source of this 1992-nucleotide messenger RNA. RefSeq names its product transcription factor TFIIIB component-like protein. Bases 1 to 1992 code for a protein of 663 amino acids. The transcript has a single exon. Gene Ontology annotation, biological process: RNA polymerase III preinitiation complex assembly. Gene Ontology annotation, cellular component: transcription factor TFIIIB complex. The record is from RefSeq and is a predicted model, not a curated record. NCBI's taxonomy places the organism in Eukaryota, Fungi, Ascomycota, Sordariomycetes, Sordariales, Chaetomiaceae. Gene Ontology annotation, molecular function: TFIIIC-class transcription factor complex binding.
AUGUUGAACAAAAAGUCGAACAUCAAGCCGAAGGCGAAGGGUCAGAUUCGCCGACCUGCUCCCGCAUCGGCUCCCCAAGCUCCUAAAAGCCCUUCGCAGUCCUCUCAACAGUCGCCCACGCAGUCCGUGGCCAAAUCUCCAGAAGCAACACAGCAUGUCUCUUCCCAAGAGCCACAGCCUGCCCCGCCUUCGACAACAGUCGCUCUCGUCGACGACACGACCCCUGUCCCAGACAACGCCACAUCCCACGAUGUUGCGACAGCUUUGCCGGUAGACAAAGAAUCAGAGAAGAGCGCUGUGUUGGCGGCAUCUAAGGAAACUGAAAGCUCAGUUCCUGCAGCAGCCCCCGACGUCUCCGGGGACAAGGGUUCCAGUCCCGAGCCUACCCCAAAGGCUCCCGGCGCUAUUUCCGGGACACAACCAUCCCUCUCCUCCAAAGAGGCACAAUACGCAUUAAAACAGCCUCCAGUUUCACCAGAUAAAGCCCAAUUGACGGCCCCAGCUACCAAAGCCCAUGGUGACGGGAACGCUGGUGCGCAGGAGCAAAGCAUAUCUGCGAAAGCCGCAGUAGCCACUGCCUCCAUAUCCUCCCAGGUCUCAGCUCCGUCAACCGAACCCUCAAUAUCUGCUCCAGACACUGCUACUUCUACUAACCCAAAUUCUUCCACAACCACUGGCCCUUUACCAGAGACAGAUGAUACCCAAACAUCUGUGCCUUCGGCCGAUAGCACAGCAACCAAACAAACCCCAUCAACAGCUGAAACUGCUCCUGAGUCUACGUCCUCCUCUGGACAGCCACAGCCCACAAAAACAAAACAAACUCGCAAGAGGAAAGCAGACACCUCUAUUAAUGGAGAGUCUGCCGAGAAGAUCACGGCAGCUCCUCAGCGAAAAAGAACUCGAAUACGACCGGUAAUAACCGGUGACAAUGACGAAACGGAGGGAUCGCAGUCUGCUGCUCCCAGGCACUCACGUGCGAAACGUAGCAUGUCUUCAACCGCUACAGCAGAGGCUGGGGGAAAUGGGGAUGCCGGUGCAAAAACGAAACGUAGGGGCAGUAGGAAUCGUCGCGAGCUUACACCGGAGAACUCAGAAAGCAUAGAGAUUGAUGUAACCCAGAUCAAGAUGGCGGACCUGGCUAGGGACCUCCAUAUCGGCAAGAAGUUCAGCCUACAUGAUGAGCUUAUGGAGCGCGAACGGGCUAAGCGGAUGCGAUACAACGAGAGGAGGAAACGUCUCCAGCAAGGCCUACAUGACGAGGAAAUUAACAAAGAAGAAGGCUCCGGCUCAGGUUCUUCCUCCCAAGGCACUCCGGCUAAUGAUACCAACAACGAAACCCCGAUGCCCCAAAGACGGACCGCCCCCAUUGGUGAACAAUAUCAGAUCGUCGACGGCGAGAUUGUUCUGGAUCACCGCUCCCUUCAGGUCGACUGGCAUGCGCGCGCGAGAGAACAGGCCGGCGAGAUGAUCGAGGUCGAAGAAAACGACUUCACACACCACACAACAUCCGCCACCUACCUCCGUCGCAACCUCAAACCGCAGCAAUGGACCGAAGAAGAAACGGAACUCUUCUACCAAUGCCUCCAAGCCUUCGGCACUGACUUCGACACCAUCUGCCGUCUCUUCAAGGGCAAAACCCGCAAGCACAUCAAACUCAAAUUCAAUCGCGAAGAACGUGUCAACCCAGAGCGCGUCAAUGCCGCCCUGGUCGGUAAGAAGACCGUCGCCUGCAUGAGCAUUGAGGACUACCAGCAGCGCACGGGCGUCGAAUACGAGACGGCCGAGGCCAUCUAUGCCGAGCAGAAGCGCGCAGAGGAAGAGUUUGAGGCGCGCCAGAAGGCGCUGCAGGACGAGAAGGCUAACGAGGCGCGUCGACGCAAAGAAGAGGUGCUCGCGCAGCUGAACAGUACAGUUGAGGGGGAAAAUGAUGAUGCGGCCGGUCGCAGGGGCAAGAAGGGGAAAAGGAAGGCCGCGGGAAUUGUUGGGCUGUGA